Messenger RNA from Vitrella brassicaformis, 5649 nucleotides. The record is from the annotation of a GenBank genome assembly. NCBI's taxonomy places the organism in Eukaryota, Vitrellaceae.
GGAAAAGCCGUCUGCCUCGCUCCAGAAGCAGCAACCAUUUCCUGAGUGCCAUUCAGCGGGCAAUCGCUCGCGCGAGAGAGAGGCGGUCGUUGCCCCUUUGCUGUCUGUCAGUGUGAUUGCCGAGUCGCGAAGGCAGAACGCCUCCCUCCCCAGCGAUGGACGUGACUCAUGCGAUAGACCGUUUGCGGAGUCAGGUCGAGGAGAAGGACCUGGAGAUAGCCCAGCUGCGGAGCCAGCUGCAGCCGUACCUCAACUACAGAGGGGCAUACAAACACCCCGGUACAGACACACGAGAUGCGGAAGGGACUGUGGGGAGGUCGGGGGGGUGGGGGUGAGCGCGCGAGUGAGACAGUCUGGUCUGCCUGUCUUGCUUGUUUGUUUGUCGUGUGUUGGGUCGUCUUGUCUAUCGUCGGUUGUCUGUCUGUUGUCCAAUGCAGGAGUGGGUCAGGCGCUGCACACGCUGCUGGACAUCUACCCGCCGCUGCUGUACGAGCUGUCACAGGACCCCAAGGCUGAUGUCAAGGACGUGCAGCAGUUCGUCGACGCGCAGCUCAACGUGCGUACGCCCAACACAAGAGGCGCAUCGCACCCACACGUUUCCCAUCUCUCUGCCCAUCCCAUCAGAGUUUGGUGGCGGAGCUGCCGUCGAACGAGGCGGACUGCGCGUCGGUGCGUGUGCCGCUGACCGAGCAGGACUGCCUGCCCUACCUCAACAUCAAAAAGCAGCUCGAAAAACUCCAGCAGGCGAACCCCUCGUGGUGAGUGAGUGGGCACGGACCCGGCCACACACACUCGUCGAUGUCUGUCUGUCUGUCUGUCUUGCAGGUAUGAGAAGUGGGGCAUUGGCAGCCAUGGCGGCGAUGCGGAGGGCAGUGAGGCGUCGGCGGCGGCCACCACCACUACUACUACUGCUCAUGGAGUGCUCGACUCGCUCCACCCCAUUGGUAUGUUUGCAGACAUUGCCGGGACAAUCUGACGAACAAGUGUAGAGGCCCGGAUGUGAUGUGUGUGUGUAGGUGAGGAGCUCAAGUACAGCCCUCGGAAGGAGGAGAGCGAGUUUCUCACCAAGCUGUGGACGCAGCUGCUCGUCAACGUCCUCAAACACGCCGAGGGCGCCGAAGGUGCGCUCACCCAUUUUUCUAGACAGACAGACAUAGAGAGUGUGUGUAUGCCUUCUUGUCUGUCGUCUGCACACGUUCUGUGCAGCCUCUGCGCUGCUGAGCCCGUCCGCGGAUCGCAUCAAGCAGUUGUGUGACCGAACUGGUACGUACGCCCACACCGCAGACACACAUCUCUGUUGUGUGUCUAGUCAAAUGUCCCCACGUACUUCACGCACAGGCGAGCAAUCUGCCCAGCUGGAUGGCGUCAAGGAGCCGAGACAGAGAGAGACGCUGCUCAGGUACACUGCACACCCACACACCCACACAACCACACACACCGUGCCGUGUGCACACACCUGGGGCUCUGAUCCAUUGGCUCGUAGGGACCGGAUUGACGUCAUGAGUGAGCUGCUCACGGCCUACUCGGAGAAGUUUCACACCAUCCUGGCGCAGCUGCAAGUACACUACAGCAUCUCCUCUCUCACACACACACACAGAAAGGCAUACACACGUCUGCAGUGCACUUGUGUGUAUCUGGUGUCUGUGUGGUCUACUCGUGUCGUCCGUCCUUUGUUAGGGUGACGACCUGAGUCGGGUGCAGCAGGCCAUCCAUGACGUGCAGCACACGACAGCGGUGGGGGAAUAAUGAGUGCUGUCCUCAGACACAACACACACACACACACUCGCCCAUGCCUGUGUGUGUGUGUGUGUGUGUAGGAGGAGCGCAAGAAGAUCGUGUCGUGGAAGAUGCAGCAGGACGACCUCGUCAACAAGUACCAAGACAAGAUUCAGCAGAUGCAGGGUGCGGACAACCACCCCUCCCACCCCUCCCACCCCCUCCACACGCACAGGUGCACUGUACGUGUGUGUGUGUGUGUGCAGCGUAUUGCCAGGAGAAGGCGGACAAACUCGACGAGGCACAGAACAACUACCAGGCCAAGAAGGUGAGGGCCCUUCCGUCCACACACAUACACACACACACACCACCGCCUCUCUGCCGAUGCAUCUGUGUGUGUCUGCGAUGGAUGGAUGGAUCGAUGGCUGUGUGUCUGUCAUCACAUCAGUCGGGUUAUGAGGCCGAGCGCGAGGAGUGCCUCAAGCAGCUCGAGAGAGUCCUCUCGCGCAUCGAGACCAUUCAAGUACACACACACACACCCAAUACCAACCAACACACACUCGUGAAUGCAAUGCAUCCCUCUCCCUGUGUGUGUGUGUGUGUGUGUGCAGGAGAAGGAGCGUGAGGACCUGCUGGCCAUCGACACGGCAGCGUGUGAGCUCACCGAGGCCACCGCCCGCGUCGAGGAGCGCACCGAGGCCCUCAACAAGAUCAAGUACGUGUCUGAGUGGAUCGGAUGGCAAUACGCCCACAUAAGUGUGUGUGUGUCCGUGUCUGCGCAGGUUGCUGCACUCGCAGGCCGUGAAUCGCUGGUGUGAGGGGGCCUCCUGCGUCGACCGCAUCGGUAUGCCCACCCGCACAGCACAGCGGCCCGGUGUGUGUGUGGUCCUUACCAUCAUCGUGUGUGUGUAUGUUUAUGCAGGUGUGUGGAGCACCGAUCUGUGCGAGGCGUUGCAGAAGGACAUGCACCGAUCCACACAGACACUCGUGCAGGGUAUGUGUGUGUGUGUGUGUGGCUCUCUGUGUGGCUGACACAAUCUGUGUGUGUGUGUGUGGGCAGAGUUGGCCCCCGAUGGUCUGCGCUUCGACGCGUUGAAGGAGGCUGCCUUUGAGAACCUCAAUGUGGGCGUGCAUCGCCGUGGACACAUCCAUCCAUCCAUCGAGACAUCCAUCCGUCCAGCCAUCCAUCCCAUGUGUGUGUGUGUGUGCAGAUGCUGAUCAACAGCAAGCAGCGCGCCUACAUCGAGACGUGCAACAAACUCGCAAAGAAAUACAACAAACUGGUAUGCUGGCCCCCCCCCCACCACACACACAGUCGUGUCUCUCUGCCUGUGUCGCCGCAGCAAUAUUUGCUGAAUGCGGGCGACCCUGAGGAGCUCGCCGCGGUGCCUGAGGUACACAGCACCCUCAGCACACGACCCUUUGUAUGUGUGUGUGUGUGUGUGUGUGGUUCGACGACAGGAGGAAGAGUGCGACAUGGUGCUGCUGCCCGAGCACUCCCCCUCAGAGCCCGCCAUACCCACCACUGCUCAAGCCGCAUCGGCAUCGGCAUCAGCAGCAGCGGCCAACGACUCCGAGACGUAUGCCCCCAUGCACCUGCACAUCGGCGCCACGCAGACACUGAUGUGUGUGUGUGUGUGUGUGUGUGCAGCGAGUUGCCGGCGAGUGUGACUGUGGGUGUGGGCGUGGGCGCGCCUCGCCGUUCUGCGUACGCCAUCGAGCUGGCCAAGUUCAACAAAUACAACACGUGAGCCACACACGCAUCUAUCCGUCCAUCCGUCCAUCCAUCCAUCCAUGUGUGUGUGUAAAUGCCCCCACACAGGUUGGAGAAGAAGCAGAAGGCGGAGCUCGAGGCGCUCAACGAGAAGAAGAGCCAGCUCGAGAAGUCAGCCACACCACCCACACAGCCCACCCACACAGAGAGAGAGAGACACCCACGUGGCCACUGUGCUGUGCAGGUUGACCACGGAGUAUUUCCGAUCGCUGGAUUACUUCUCCAAGCACCAGGGCGCCUCCCCCACCCACAUGGGCGAGUCCGACCAGACCAACAUCAAGCUGCUCAUCAAACAGAAACUCGUCCAGGCCACACAGGAGGUCAGAAGCCAGCCGAAGAAGCCAUCCCUCCAUCCCUCCCGAUGUGCGACCUGUGUGUGUAUGUGUGUGUGUGUGAUGGUGAUGUUACAGGGGAGCGAGACGAUCGACAGUGCCGCUGCGCGCCAGUGGGUCAACAGCUUCUUCUACACCACUGCGUAAGUACUCGUGCGCACGGACCCCACACAACUACAACUACAGCUACACACCUGCCGGAUGUCGGCCGUGUGUGUCUGUGUGUGUCUGUGUGCGCAGGUCGCUGCCCAAGCUGCCGGCGAUGCCCGGAUGGUUCAGCAGCUCCUCCACCAGCAACCCUCUCGUACACACACACACACACACACAUACACCCUUCACACACGCACACACAGCGGCCUCCAUCUGCACACACGUGUGUGUGUGUGUCCAUCUCUUACUAAUGUGCAGCCGCUGCUGCCGAUGACCGGCUCGAUGAACUCGUAUAUGCGCGUCAACAGCCUGCACCGGCCGGGGGGGGUGGACGCCAGCCCCUCGCAGGCUCAGCACUGGGAAGUGGUACGUACGUCCACACACACACACACACUCACACACAAAUGAAGGUUCGAACACGUGUGUGGGUGCAGUUCACUGAGAUGAGCGAGACGGUGGGCACGAGCGACGUGGACGGAUAUCAGGCGCUCGACAAUAAAGGUAUAUAUGCACUGAGCCAUACCACCGCCGUCGCCACACACACACACACGUGUUCACCUGUGUCUGGGCCCCAUGCACAGAGACGCUCGAGGCGCUGGCCAACGCCCGUGUGCUGCCCCCACGGCCGCCCUCUCCGCCACCAUUCGUGCCAGCUGCCUGUGGGCCGAACGUGUAAGCAUCCACACACACACACAGAGAGAGAGAGGGAGAGAGAGAGAGAGACCCGUGAAAGCAUCCAUAUGUGUGUCUGUCUGCCUGCGUUCAGUGAGGGCCCGUGUGUGGGGCCGGUGGUGCAGCAGCUGGCUGCUGCUGGGGCCGGUGGUGGGCAGACAGACGCCGCAGCGGCAGCAGCAGUUCAAGACGAGAAGACGCCACCCAAUGGCGUCGACGGUAGGCAUACACACAAAUGCACUCACUGUAUUUGACGCUCUCCUGCGCACAUCGCAUGGCGUGUGUGGUGGGGUGUGUGUGAAGGUUCGUAUCUGGUGCUGAACGAGCCGAAGAUGCUGACGAUCGACCAGCAGCAGCAGCAGCAGCAGCAGGGUGUGGGCAGAAAGAGGGAGAGAGAGGAGGAGGAGGAAGCGGUGUGAUUGCGAUUGAUUCGGCUGGGCUGAGUGAGUUUGUGUGUGAGGCAGUGGGGGCUUGGUAUGUUUGUAUGUUUGUAUGUCUGCUUGUACCAUUGAAGCGUUCGUGUGCAACCACGGCCGUCACGACACCGCACACACAACACAGUGGGUGGUUGAUUGCUCCCCCGUCCAGCUGUGGGUGUGUCUGCGGUGCGGUGCGGCCCGUCGUGUGCACCCACAGCACACGAGAGUUUUUUCUCGACUUUUCUCGUUUCGCUCUCUCUCUCUCUGUGUGUGUAUGUACCAUAAGCACAUCUAUCGGCCACGACCACAAACAAACUUUGAAUGCGUCCGUCCGUCCGUCCGUCCGUCCAUGUGUGUCUGAGUGAGUGCAUCCAUCAUGCCUGCCUGUGAGCGCGUGUGUGUAUGUGUGUAUGUAUCAUAUUCAUCAGACAGAGCGAACGAGGCUCCAUCCAUCCAUCCAUCCAGCCGUAACAUCGAUCGCACAUCUCAUUUUUGGAAGGAAUGGGUGGGCGUGUACACGUCCGUCAUGGUCACCGAAUGUAUCGUACCCCCAUCUGUCACGAGUGCGGGGAUUUUUGCCAGCCAG